CAAAGGAUUGUCUCUUCUCUCUCUCUCUCUCUCUCCCCCUCCUGCCCCACUGCCCCGUCCUAAAUUCAUUGCCCGUACUAGAUCGCUGAUUAGAGAAAGAGGGCCCUUCAUGACCAGUCGACUCGGGGCAGACUCAACUCAGGCGGGAUCCAACUCACUCUCGAGCUCACUCCAGCUCUAGCUGAUUAUCAACGACACCGUUUCACCAUGACAGGUGUUUAAUUUUCUUUAGUUUUUUGUUUUCUCGGCUUUAGAAACCCUGGAUUUCCAUCUAGAAACUUAUACCAUGGAAAAAUGUCUCCAAGUCGCCAGCUUGAUGGCCCAAUUUUAGCUUGACUUGCUGAUUUCUGUGUUGUGGAUGAAGUUUCCGAUUUGGGUUUUCUCCAAUUAGGGUUCUUUCUCAUCUCGGUUUCUUCAAUUUUGUGGGUUUUCAUACGGAUUUGUUCGUUAUUUUUUGUGCGCCCAAUCUUGUUCAAUUUGGGUGAUUUUUGUGGUUCUGUGAUAUGGGUUUCUUCAGUUUUGUGGUGAAGCUAGGGUUUCUGAUCUGGGUUUGUUAAAUUUGUGAUAUAAUAAGCCUUUUGGUUGUGUUGGGUGAGGAGACGUCUGAUGCAAUGAACCUUGACCUGAAUCUGGGUCCUGGUCCUGAUGCUGGCUUGAUGUCAAAUGACCCUGUAAAUUUUGAUUUGACUCGGGAUGUUAUUCAUCCAUCAGAGCCUGAGAAUACCUGGGAAGCAGCAGAAAGAACUAAUUUGUUAAAUAGGAUUCUGACAUCUCGAGGACUGCGCAGAGAGCAAAAUCCAGUGGUACUUGCAGAUGAUGUUGUGGAUUUAACGCAAAGCAACGUGACUGGUGUUGAAACAAGGGAAAACCGCCAACUUCAGUCCUUGCUACUCAAAAGGACACAAUCGCACAGAGCAACACAAUCUUCUCUCUCGUCUGCAUUGAGUUCUGCUGAAAGCUGUUAUAAAUUCAGAGAGCCAACUGGACACAGGUGUGGAAAUUUGUUCCAUGGUUUACCUUUCAACUUCAUCUUCCAGAAGAAGAAAUGAUUUGUCAAGAGUUUCGGACAUGGACAGUGGAGAUUCUCGUGCCCACAGAAGAAGAAGACUUAACUGAAAGCAUCUUCUUCAGCCCACAGCAGCCUGCACCAGUUGCUGAUAGAGAUUCUUUCUCAAGUAUUACUGCUGUUAUAAAUUCAGAAAGCCAACUGGACACAGCUGUGGAAAUCGAUUUCAUGGUUUCCCUUUCAACUUCAUCUUCCAGAGGAAGAAGUGAUUCGUCAAGGGUUUCGGACAUGGACAGUGGAGAUUCUCGUGCCGCCAGAAGAAGACUGAACGGAAGCAUCUUCUUCAGUUCACCAAACGUUAUCCUGUAUGUGCUCUUUGACUUUUAUUUUAUUACCCUUUCCUCCUCUUAAAUGCCUUUCCCAGUUCAGACUCGAGGAAGUAUUCACCUUUGCCGUAACCUUUGUCCUUUGACUUUGAUGAGGUGUGAUUAUGGAACUUCCGCAGCUAUCUGCUUGAUUUAUUUGUUUUAGAUUUUCAUAUAAAGAUCCUCCCUUAACCGAA
Malus domestica (apple) is the source of this 1568-nucleotide messenger RNA. The record is from RefSeq and is a predicted model, not a curated record. NCBI's taxonomy places the organism in Eukaryota, Viridiplantae, Streptophyta, Magnoliopsida, Rosales, Rosaceae.